Molecule: messenger RNA, 3339 nt
Organism: Populus nigra (black poplar)
Lineage: Eukaryota; Viridiplantae; Streptophyta; Magnoliopsida; Malpighiales; Salicaceae
Product: aminotransferase ALD1, chloroplastic-like
Exons: 1
Coding region: 1684-3006 (440 amino acids)
Biological process (GO): L-pipecolic acid biosynthetic process; systemic acquired resistance, salicylic acid mediated signaling pathway
Cellular component (GO): chloroplast
Molecular function (GO): pyridoxal phosphate binding; L-lysine:pyruvate alpha-transaminase activity
Source: RefSeq, a predicted model, not a curated record
UCAUAUUAAAAGUUUAGCUUCUUGACUUCCUUUGUUUCUGCCCCCGCUCAAGAUUCAUGAAAAUGAAUCUCUUUACUUUAAAAAUUUUCCACUUGCACACAAUAUCAAGUCUAAAACAGGUCGCCGCAUGCAACGUUUGGUUCUGGGUCUCCGUUGACUUCACUUAUUUUCAACUUUUUAUAUAAUAGACUUUGUCAAGUUUUAAUAAUAUCUAGUCAAUAUUCCCAAAGCUUCCUUAGCAUUGAAGAUUUAGAUUUUGUAAAAUUUAAGUAAUAAUCUUGUUUGUUGACAUUAACGUUCUGUUCUUUAGCUGUUAGUGUUAGGUGUUUGCUUAGUUUAUUGCCCGAUGAGAAAUGAAUAUCUAAUGCAUGCUUAGUUUCUUCAAUCUUCUUUCAUACCAGCACAAGUCAUUUUCACUGAAGUUUGUUUUGCAGCUUCUGGGUGCUCAACAUUUUUCUGUCAUGUUCUGUUAGGUGAGUAUACUUUUAGGUUCUAACUCUACUUGAAUGCAUCUUGACAAGAUUUUUGUCAAUUUCCAAGCAAGUUAUGAUUAAUUGCUUUGAAGGUUCUUGAACAUUACGUGUUUUCAAUUUUUCAGCGUACUUUUAUUUUCAAUUAUGCGAUAAAUUCAGACAAACUUCUGAAAUUUUUUAAUUGAGGGUAGGUGUUUUAGAGGAAGCAGCUAGAGCUGCUGUUUUCAUUCCAUUGAACAUGGACAUGUAGAAUUGGGAUCUUUCCUCGUGAUCUCAAUGCAUUUGACAAAAUGCUCGACAGAGGAAAUUAAUACACUGUUCACUUGUCUGGGAGGUUAUAGCAUGCUUAUUGCCUUGCUCCUUAUUUGGUUGGGCUUAUGCACUUUAAAUUUUGAACUCACUCGUUAGUAUUAUUAGAGAGUAUAAUAAUGUAAAACAAUAUUUCCUAGAACAUCUUCCGUAAAUUAAGCUUUUAGGUUGAAUGACUCUUUGGUAACUUUUGGUAAUACACUGCGUCCAUACCUGUGAAGUUCAACCUUGUAAUACGAGCCUGGCCCAAAAGCUGCAUUGAAUACAUGCAUCAUUGUGAAUCCCAUAGUGGUCUAAGUCUAACUGAGAAACAAGCGCAAGGGGCACCCUGAUUGACAAAGUAGAAAACUUGAAUAUCGUUAAAUAUUUUCUUUGAACUGUUAUUGUUCUUUGUCCUCAUCAAAGAGACUAGAUAAGUCGAAAGGAAAUACCACAGAAACUUAGUUAAUUUUCUGUGCAUUGUACAAGUCAAGAUGAUGACACCAAUGGAAAAUGGGAAAUGGGAACAAGGAGGAAAUUAGGUGGAUGGGUGGAACAUAGACGGGUCAUAUGAUGAUAAUAUACAAUUAUGGAUUACAUCCAUUCAUUAUUCCAACAGCUGCUCAUCAGCAAAUGGAGCGCUGGAUUUUGACAUGUGGUGUGAACAGACUGAUUUCACAUAUAUUCGCUUCCAAGGACUUACUGUUGCAGAAAUUUUUAGAUUGACCACCUUGUUGACAUUUGAAAUUAAUUGAGUUUGAGGGUGACUUGAAUUAUCGUGACAUUUUUUUUAGUGUCGAUUGACAGCAGUAUGAAUCUAUAUAUUUGUCAAUGUGGAUGGUUGGCAUUCAUGCUACUGCUUGUUUCACAUUUAAGUGAAACUUAGGAAGAGUUAGUACCGAGGAUAAAAUCCAAAUCCAAAAUGUACAGCUCUUCUGCUGGCAAUUCUAUGUUACGUAGAAAUUUCUUGCGGCCUGGGAUUAUCCAGGCCAGUUAUAAAACCCAGAAAGAGGGAAUUGCUUGCAAUACAAAGGUACCCCGCAAUGUCAACAUGGAGAAGUUACGGAGUGCCUAUUUGUUUCCUGAGAUCUCAAUGCGUGAGGUUCAACACAUUGAGAAGUACCCAGAUGCAAAAUUGAUAAGCCUUGGAAUUGGUGACACCACAGAGCCCAUACCGGAUAUCAUAGCUUCAAGCAUGGCAAACUAUGCACGUUCCCUUUCAACAGCAGAAGGUUAUAGUGGGUAUGGAGCUGAGCAAGGCAACAAAGCCUUGAGGAAAGCUAUUGCUGAAACAUUUUACAGAGAUGUUCGGGUAAAGGAAACAGAAGUUUUUGUGUCAGAUGGCUCACAGUGUGAUAUUACUCGCCUUCAGCUGCUGCUUGGUUCCAAUGUGUCAAUAGCUGUGCAGGAUCCAUCCUUUCCAGCCUAUGUAGAUUCAAGUGUCAUAAUUGGUCAAGCUGGUGAUUUUGAAGAUAAAACUGGGAUGUAUGGGAAAAUUCAGUACAUGAAAUGCCUGCCUAAAACUAACUUUUUUCCCGACUUAGCAACAGCUUCAAGGUCAGAUAUAAUUUUCUUUUGCUCUCCGAAUAAUCCCACUGGUCAUGCAGCAACACGACAGCAGUUGGAGCAACUUGUGAAGUUUGCAAAGGAGAAUGGAUCAAUCAUAAUUUUUGACUCUGCGUAUGCAGCUUAUAUCAGUGAUGAUUCCCCUCGAUCUAUCUUUGAAAUUCCUGGGGCGAGAGAGGUUGCGAUUGAAGUUUCCUCUUUCUCUAAAUUUGCUGGGUUCACAGGCAUUCGUCUUGGCUGGACAGUUGUUCCUGAAGAGCUGUCCUUUUCAAAUGGUUUUCCUGUAAUAAAUGACUUCAAUCGUAUUGUUUGCACUUGCUUCAAUGGAGCAUCAAAUAUAGCCCAGGCUGGUGGACUGGCGUGUCUUUCCACAGAGGGUUUUGCGUCUGUGCAUUCCAUAAUCAAAUGCUACAAGGAGAACGCAAAAAUACUGCGUGACACCUUUUCUUCUCAUGGUCUAAAAGUAUAUGGUGGUGAAAAUGCUCCUUACCUUUGGGUUCAUUUUCCUGGUUCAAAAUCUUGGGAUAUAUUUACUGAGAUUCUGGAGAAGACUCAUAUAAUAACUGUUCCAGGUUCUGGAUUUGGUCCAGAAGGCGAAGAGUUCAUGAGAAUUAGUGCUUUUGGACACAGAGAGAGUAUCAUAGAAGCCGCAAGGAGGCUGGGAAACCUUUAUCCAUAGACUGGAAAAUUCGACAGUUUCUUCCUUUUCUAUCUCUAAAUAUAUCAUUGGCUACGAAUUUCUCCAUUUUCUUGGGAUAUAGACAUCCUGAUCUUUAAUAUUUUGCAACCGAAGCAGCUGAUUACUGUUUAUGUUUUUCACCUUGUUUGUACAAGUGGGAAUAAGGCAGCUCAUAUCAUGGCUGAGCAAGUGGAUAUAGAUACAAAUGUAGUCGAGUUCUUAAUAAUCCUCUUCUAAGUGUUCUUACUGUUGUUCUGAGGGUUUGCAGUGAUUUGUAUUUGAUGUAAUGUCUUCUUCUUAAGUGUAAUGAAAAUUCUGUUAUCGAUUUCCUCC